CGUGUUACGUGAUAUCAUUAACAAACGAAGCUCAAACUUUUCAAAGAAUACCAUAUAUAUUAUAUAUUAUGUACUGAUUUAUUCAACUCCGAUUUUUGUUAAAAGGAACUACAUCAAUGACAAAUUGGACGUUGAUUCACCAUCAGAAGAUGAAAAAGAAAUGCAGAAUGAUGUAGUGGUUCAAGAUAUGAAGAGAACUGCAAGUGAAGAAUAUGUAUUACAAGCUUUUGAUUCAUCAAAAAUUGAUUUUUUUCUUCAACGCGUUGGCCGGAUCACCGGAAUGCCCAUACAAAAUCAAUUACCGACAAAAUCUAAUCCAAAAAAUGAAAGAGGAAAAGUCCAAACAACAACGGCACCAUCAGUAAUUCUACCAAAUAGAUGGUUCACAUCGCCCGCUAAUCUAUUCUCAUCCACAAUGACAUCAAUAGCUCCGAUGAGAAAUAUGAGAGCAACACAUGCAAAAUCAUCAGCAAAAAAUUCGGAUUUUCUGGACUGGUGA
This is a messenger RNA of Didymodactylos carnosus, 499 nucleotides long. The record is from the annotation of a GenBank genome assembly. NCBI's taxonomy places the organism in Eukaryota, Metazoa, Rotifera, Eurotatoria, Philodinida, Philodinidae.